AUGCAGGCUGCCCAGUGGACGGAAAACUUGCUUCGACGAGCAGCGUGCGUAUUGCAAUUUCAGUUUAAAUCACAUACCAAGAAAUCAUAUUUCUUGUCUUCGAAUAAAAAGAAGUGUUCUUUCUGAGAUUUGAUGGGCUUUCUGACUUAUUGCUUAACUAAACUACAUGUUGUAUCUUCUCUUCUAGAUGUGGUGUCCAGUACUGAAUUAGUUUCCGUCUUUACAAAAGAAGUCCUCGAAAAAGAAAAAAUUGUUCACAUUCUGCUCUUUAGUGGGGGCAUUCGGGUAAAUAUUAUAAUAUUGAAAACAUAUCAUCAUAAGUGCAUUGCGAGAAGGACGUUUUCAAUUGUCAUUAUUAAUUAGAACUAAUGUUUUAAUGUGAAAUAUAUUGGAGGUUGCUUGCAUCUUUAGCAUAUUCCGCAUGAAGUUGUCAAAUGUGUUGAAUAAGACACGAGCGGUAAUUGCCAUUCUGCGUUUCAUUAUUUUAUCGCUCAUGAUAACAGCCUCAUAGUUCAGACAUCGGUCGAGUUUAAACAAUGAAAAGGGCAUCAGUUUACUUAAAUUCGACAUUAAUUUGUCAACGAGGCGGUAGCACAUGUGCCCCCAUAUAAAUUAACAUGGAUCAUACGUGCAAGCCGCGGCGUUCUCAAAUAAUGACCUCUGCAAAUGUCGCUUAGUGCUUAGCUGAUGUAAUCCACAUCUAGUCUACAUGCCUCCGUCUUAGCAAAAGAACAUUUAUAUGUGGAAAAGGCGCUUUUACAAAACCGCUGUGCUGAUUACUUUUCAGAAUGUAAGCUUCUUGGAAAAUAUGUCGCCAGAGAAACAACAUUUCCGUAUGAUAUCUCGUUUGGGAACACAGGUAGGUGUUAGUUUACAUCAUUGUGCUAGUUUUUACAGGAUAUCUUAACCGUAUCUAUUUUCCGUUCAGCAGUGCGCACCAUUCCAGUUGUACUCUUUACUGGGCAUUUGGAGACGAAGCCUCGACUACUGAAAAUUAAGUUUACGACCGGCAGAGAGGACCAGAUUACAAUUACUCCCUCCAAUAAAGCCGAGGCGACGGUGCCAAUGCUGACGUUCAUCGACUAUGUCAACGCCUUCAGGUUGAAGUAGAAGAGCCCUCAGGUGGUGCAUGCAAUUUUGGUCAUGGUUUAAGGUCAAAGUGUGGUUCUUGGUAGUAUGUAAUUUCAAAUACAUGGUGUCUGCUUUUGACUUCGAGUAUUCUGCCUUGUUUGUCAAAUGUGCCCCUAAGGUAUUUUAGAUACGUAAAUCAUGUUCAUGCCCACCUUAAAUGGAACACGGACACGAAUGGUUAUCUGAAUACACACCACCCUAGAGAGAGGCGAGGUCGUUUAACAGGGAGGCAUGAAAGUCACCAGAUAGAAGUGGUUUCUUUUGUUCAGAAACUUCGCUGCUCUCUUACUAAGAAAUGCGCGCUAUCUAAGUCAGCAAGGAGUGCGCCUGGUUGAGUUAGGAUACUACAGCGUGUUUUCCGUCGAUGUGCGCACACGUUUAAAGUCACAGGGCGUAGAUGUGUGUACCCUUUUGUGUGUGUGCUGGCACUUAAGGUGGUCGACAGACACAAAUUCGUGAGAACGCGCAUCUCAGGUCAGAAAGCCGGAGACUCGCGUAGCUAAUUAGUCCCCCAAGAAGCUCGCGACCCAUGCGAUUGUCAGCUCUAGUGAGAACUACAACCUCUAAUUAAUAGCACUCCUGCCGUAUUUCCAGCCUUUUCGCGUUUUCCCCGACACACUUUUCUUUUCUGCAAUCAUUCCAGUUCGGUUAAACAGCCCCUGGCUUUUCUUGCCAUGACAGUGGAUCUCCUGGCCUCAGUAUCUGACGCCUGAUGGUUCCUUCUGAUUUGAAUACAACUCCAAACUCAAGUGAGAUGAGGAGGAGUUUUUCGGCUUCUAAAAUAUCCUUAAUACACGGAGGUUACCAAUAAGAAGCUAAAUGAAAAGCAGAUGAACAUUCGACUGUGAUAAAAGCGUAAUACGUACGAAACAGCCCCAGACCAAUCAACCGUCCUAAAACAAAAAGAGGCACGAUGGCCGUUGCAAUCGUCAACCAUAAUGGUUUGCGAAUGAGCUUCCGGGUCCUUCAUGGCCACUUCACGUACUGACAUAUAGCAUGAUCAUACCAAAUCUGGGUCGUUCUGCAAAUUGCGAAACAAUAAUCCACGUGGAAUGUAAUGUUAAAAUCGUAGUGUGUUAGAACAUAAAAGGCGUCCGAUUUGUCGAUUUUUUUGGUAAUUGCAACUUCCAAGUACAGUGCGCGGCACAAUUUACGAUUCUCCAUGGGAAAGGAGGUUUUUCCUGCGAUUUGUAUUGCUAUGUGUUGUGGAAUGUGGAAUUAUUUUUUCUUACCCGCAGUAUAUGUGCAUUAGGCGGCAUACUUUGUUGCUUAAUGUUAAAUGGCUCGCAUAAGCUGCGGGCCUAAAUGAUUUCGUUCAGUUGCGCGCAAGGAAUGAAAUUGAAAUACAGUCGGCGGUAGUACGAGUCAACGUCGCUUGUCUCCUCUUCUGGAGGCUCCCUGUUGCAGUGGUUGCAUAAAUUGAAGGAGCUGCUAAACGCGAACUUGUGAGAGAUUUCCGGCAGAAUAAACUCUUGGUGCUACUGCUUGUCUUUGCUUGUCCGGUAAGUGUAUACAGCCAUCGGAUGUAGACACAUUGCAUAUUGACAUGGAGAUUUGGACUCAUUUAAAAAAACUUCGUUAAGGCCACUACAUGACUACCGUCAAAACUCUAUGCCAAAACGUGUUACGUAUCGCAUGUCAAGUUUAUUAGCCUGAUGCUUGAAGUUGUGUUGUAAAACUAAUCAUGGCUUGAUGCUUUGAAUUCCCACUCGAACCCACCAUCAGAGAUAGUCGUAGAUAUAGGAAGUGGAGGCAUGUUGACUGCCUUCCCAGUCCACUUGAAGUUAGUAUUGCACUGAGGUCGGAAGCGACCAUCAGACGCUAAUUCAUGAGGAUGAAUGACCCACUGCCACAGCAGAACACGUCUGGAGACGUUUACCGAAUGGUUCUGCACGCAGCAGCGGUGAGGUAGCAGGCUAUUCCACGGAACCCGAUCAAAUUUUCCAAGUUCAAGAGGCCGAAAUCCUCUCAUGAACUGAAAACCGCGUGAGCCGCGAGAUGUUCGAAUCGUGGCUCUCAGGCCCAAUGACCUCCCCGCAACAUAUGCAGAGCCGAGACAUACCCUGAGCAAGGGAAUCCAUUACGUGGAGAGGGCGCGGGUGCUCAAAUAUCCUGGUGACAGCAGGAGGGAUUGCUGACUGAUCAUUACGUCAACAUCCAACACGGAUGACAAAAUUGCGGCAAUUACUGACUGGGACGUGGACUGACGAGCCAUCAUCGCCUUAAUUACGAUGCAGCGGCACGGCAGUAAGAAUGUGUGUAGUCUGUAUACACAACACGGAGUUGUCGUCUUAGGCGGCAGUGGUUACUGGCGAAGUCAGGGCUUGUGUUGCCUACGUACAGUCGAUGUGCUAACUCAUGAAAUGUCAACCAAAUUUUCGAAAUGAGUUCUCGUUUUGAAAAGACAAAUUAAGUAGUGUUGUAAAACUAAUUACGAUGCAGCAUAAAUCUAUAAUGAUCCAGUUACCUCAGAGUGUCGGCUAUCGAAAGAAUUUAUUUUCGGCUGCAUGCGAGAUCGAUACUCUGCAAAAAGUGACGAAAUAUGUAGUACGCACAUUUCUCAUUGAUUUUCGAUGCCCUUAAAAAUUCAAUUAUAUUUCCUGGAAAACAUCGCACAAUAAGAAACUUGUUGAAAACCGAAUUAUAUUGUUUGAGCAUGGAAUUAGAAGAAGACGUGAUUUUCUACCGAAUAAGUAAAAGAAUUAAUAUUUGUAUGCAGGUUUUCCAUGAAAUAUAAUUGAAUAUUUAAGGGCAUCGAAAAUCAAUGAGAAAAUUGCAUGCUACGCAUUUGCUUUCACGGGAUGCCUAGGUAUACAUUUGAUUUUUUUUGCAAUAGACCAUGGAAAAGCAGAGCACGCGAUCAAAGUGCGGUGGAAUAACGUCAGAUCUAAAUUUUUGCCUCAUUCAAAGGGACCUGCCCACACAAUAAAGUUUGACAAGGUCGAGCUGCUUGUGAUGGGCGUUGAUCGCAUCUUCUAUGAACUAAUCCAGUCAUAA
Molecule: messenger RNA, 4128 nt
Organism: Spirometra erinaceieuropaei
Lineage: Eukaryota; Metazoa; Platyhelminthes; Cestoda; Diphyllobothriidea; Diphyllobothriidae
Source: the annotation of a GenBank genome assembly